CAGAUUCAUCCACUGUUAAAAAUAAUAAUAAGUGCAACAAAUAUUUGAAAAGAGGAUGCAUGAUACCGUCAGAGUUUCAAAAUUAAGAAAAACCUGCUUAGUCCAUUUUUACAAGUCAGGAAUGAAAAAUUAUACAUAUAUGUUCAACUUACACCUUUUCCUGUGUACUAAAGGAAAAGGUUACAAAAUCAUUUUUAUAGACGUGUGUGUUCACAACAAAACAAACAAAGUAGUGGGCAAAGAUCACACCAAGAGCUGAGACUGUCAGAGGUGAGAAAGAACCCAAGGGCACAAAACACCUGCAGAAAUCUCUACGAGUUGCUAAAAUCAUUGUCCAUGCCUCCACUGUAACAGAAACAGUGGAUAAAAACAUGCGACAUGACUCAUCUGUUUUUUCCCUCUGUACUUUUGUAGGGUCUUUACCAUAUAAAGCACCUUGAGGUGACUGUUGUUGUGAUUUGAUGCUAAAGUAAUUGAAUUGAAUCUGGUUGGAUUGUGAUUAUAUUGCCAUAUAAAAGUUGCUGAGCACCUAUGUCAUCCUGCAGCAACUAUGUCACUAUUUCUGUUUAAAAAUCUUUGAUUUUGUUGUUACUCUCAAUAUAAUUAGUCCAUGUAAAUCUCUGUGUAAGUGGAUGGCAACAAGACAGCACUGCAGUACGGUGGAUGGCACUGUUGCGUUACAGCAGGAAGGUCCUGGGUUACAAGCCACCAUCUAGCCGUGUUGUUUCUGUGUGGAGUUUGCAUGUUGGUCUGGUGUCUGCGUGCUUUCUCUAGGAACUCCGGCUUCCCCCCACAGUCCAAAGACAUGCAGUUAGCGAGGUUAGGUUAAUUGGUGAGAGGGUAUACCCCACCCUUGUGGAAGCUGGAGUGAUGGAUAGAUGGCAACAGGUUCACAGUUUCUCUCUUUUAUCACAGUUAAUCCACAAAGCAUCACAAUCAGAUUACAUGCAAUUGCCAGCUUGACUUCAUUCAGCUCCUAUCGUUGAUUUUGUCUCAUCUUGAUUCACCGAAGUCGCUUUAAAGAUGCCGACUGACCUCAAGUCUUCAAACUCGUCUUUGUCUUCCAAGCAUUUAUUUUAAAGGCAAUGAGGCUGCAAACUCGUUGGACGUGUUCACAAUAAUUUUAUAAUCCAACUACUGUUUUUCCCAAGUGUGACUGUAGAAAAAAGCUUUAUUAAAGGUUGCUUAUAAUAAACCUUCAGUUUCUAACAGAAAUUUAAUUAAGCUUGUGGUAAUUACAAUUUACUGCUCUGCUCGCUGUCAGUCCCUCCUCUCUUGUCCAGGAUGCUCUUUAAAGGCCUUUUUAUUAUUAUUUUUUUUUUAAUUUAGUGGUGUUUCUGGGGUUAAACAGAGGUUAGAUAAAACCAUUAUUUAUUCAGGCUUUCAUCCUUUGGGGAUUAACUGAGCCUGUUUAAAAAGUAAAACUACAUGUCUGAGGUACCUUUAAUUAAAGAUUUAAGUCUUCAGCUGGAGCCGGGGGCCUAACGGAGAGGUGCAGGGAAGUCAGAAAGUUUCGAGAGCUAUUGUUUGUUUUGGUCUUUUCACCGGAUUUGCUUUCAGUAAGUCGAUAACAUUUGCUCAUCCUUUAAAGAUCACUUGAAGUUUUGUGCAGCGUCUUCUCUAUCAGAGCGCUGCUCCUCUGAUCCACGGCGUGGAUUCAGUCACGAAUGAAUGAAGCAGACUUUCACAGGGGAGAAGAAGACUUGAGGGUGCAAAACCUGCCAACUGACUUUAUGCCCUUUGGCUGAAUGUUGGUACAGUCUGUCUGAAUAGCAGGUGUGAAAACCGCCUGGUAUGUGUGUGUGUGUCAUUUUUUAAUGUGCUUACAUUUCUCUCCUCUCGCUGCUUUUCUCACUUCUUUUCGACUUGAAAGAAAAUCAAGGCCACAAGCGUCACACUUAACUGCUUAUGGUUGUGACAGUCUGGUUAUGUUACAGUCAUUCAUUCUUUAAUCUGCUCCAUCAGAUAUUAGAACAUCCUCAUCUAAAUCUAUAAUUACUAAUGUUUUCUUGACAUUCCCGUAUACACAGGAAUCUUUUACCCAUCUGACAUUAGAGGAUUUUGGCAAAGGACCAUGAGAGGUAUGAAGGGAGGCAAAAUGUGAAAAACAAACAUGUCCGCCUUCUUCUCACCUUUAAACCGAGAUGCAAUCACCGUGCUCAGAUCAGUCUGAGGAAGAAGGACAGAGGAUACGACUAAAGCUGAAUUCUCUGCUGGUCAGCAUGCAUGCUCCGUACGUGUCAGCGCUGCUCUUUCUUCUGCUGCUGAGCUUCCUGCCUCCUGCAGAGGGGAGCGAGGCGGCUGGCAGGAGGGAGGAGAGGGAGAAGCGAAGCGUGCCGUACUGGGGCCUGUGGUCAUCUGACUUUUUCGGAUGGUUGGAGGAGUUGCGAGCCCAGGCGGCCGAUAAUGGGAUGCUGGACCUGGCUCGCACCUUCUGGGCUCACUUCCCCAUCAGCAGCGAGCUGGGCUAUGACAGCCCCGAGCCCGAGCCUGAGACUGAGGAGUGAGAUGAAGGGUACAGAUGGAAAACUGAAAGAUCUUAGUACAGGAAGAAGUUACCUGUUUAGAUGUUUACAGGAAAAAGUCAUCACAUGUGAUGAUAAAUCAUUGUUAUUAAAGUGCAUGAAGAAAGAAUGUUUUUUACAUGCUUUAAACUUGCAAAAAAAACCCCAAAAACAAUGUCACUAUGCAUUUUAUCUAAACAUGUUUACAGCAGGGAGAUAUAAUGUGGGAUUAUAUAAUUAGAUACAAACUUGGGGCAUCUUACUUUAGCUUCUUUACUCUGUCUGUAUUACACUGGCACAUGGUCGAGGUUAUUUCACUUCUUGCUCACUGACAGCUGGGAUACACUGCAGUCUUUUUUUUAAAAAAGCACAAAGAGAAAAAUAAAUUUAGAGCAGA
Molecule: messenger RNA, 2901 nt
Organism: Oreochromis niloticus (Nile tilapia)
Lineage: Eukaryota; Metazoa; Chordata; Actinopteri; Cichliformes; Cichlidae
Gene: otos2
Product: otospiralin 2
Exons: 3
Coding region: 2145-2507 (120 amino acids)
Biological process (GO): sensory perception of sound
Source: RefSeq, a predicted model, not a curated record